AUGAAUACAAAGCGGCUCAUCCAAUCCGCCAACUGGGUACGUAAUGAACUGCUCGUGAGACUCGCCCAUCGAAUUCGGGAUUUCCAGCAACUGCCGUUCUACGUGGGAACCAAUCCGAACAUUGAAUUCGUGUAUCGACUGUAUUGGGGGGCAUUUGAAACUAUACGGAAAUUCCCAGUAAUCAAGAACAAUGACGACAAUGAACGGUUUUGUGCCAUGCUGACCGAUUUACUCGAAGAUGGGCAAUUGGUCAUUCCAAGUAUGGCAUUGGGCGUCAUGGAAUGCGCCUCAUAUUAUUCGCCUGGGCAACGUGAUCUCGAUCGGUUCUUAAAUCGUAUGCUACGGUCUCGUAUUUCUCGCAGGGUCCUGGCGGAACAACACUUGUCGUUAACCGAAGCCUGUGAGCAUGACUGGGAUGAAACGAUGGGAUUUGACGAUGGCUAUGUGGGAAUUAUCUAUGUCCAUUGUUCGGCCCGCGAGAUCGUAUCGCAUGCACAGAAAUUGGUGUAUGAACAUGCGCACGGUCUGUAUUUUCAACAUUACAACAACGAAAAGCCACCCAGUGGUUGGAAACCGCCCGUGAUCCAAGUCGAACUUCAUCAAUCAGUUGGGCGAGGAUACCAGCAAGCCGAGGAUAAAGAUGAAAUCAUCUUUGCCUAUGUACCGGAGCAUCUGGAGCAUAUUUUAUACGAACUACUAAGUAAUGCUGUACGGUUUACCAUGGCCAACUAUCUACCGGAAAAUUACCCACCGAUUCGAGUGACGGUGAGCGCCAAUGCAACAGAUGUGUAUUUUCGGAUAUCGGAUCAAGGCAAAGGCAUCUCAAAGGAGCGGUUUGAUACAUUAUGGUCUUACCAGUCACGCAAAGUCAGCGAUCAAUUGCUCAACUUUAAGCAAGUGCACAAGAUGCCUACGAAGGUGAAGGAGCGAGCCGAGAUGGCGUCGGGUCAAGGGAUAUACCUCGGCAUGGGAUUGCCGCUAAGUCGAAUCUUUGCCGAAUAUUGGGGAGGGGAACUUCAAGUGUUGACCAUGGACGGGUUUGGCACGGACGCCUACGUACGGAUCCCACGGCUGGGAACCCAAGCUGAAAAUCUCGGUUUCGAGAAACAUCCCUUAUACACCAGUAAAAAGCAAAAGAUCAAAGCGGGAAAUUCCACCAUCAAAUCCAAAAAACGAUCACCCAUGGAAGAAGAAGCCGAACUUGACGUCCAAAAGCAACCUACUGCCGUCCAUCAUUAUCGACGAUCCGUCGAACAGCAAACCGGAUUACCGCCUGUAACCGGAAAUGGCUGGAACCACAGCAGCAUGAUUCGAUCUUGA
Radiomyces spectabilis is the source of this 1320-nucleotide messenger RNA. RefSeq lists its product as uncharacterized. Gene Ontology annotation, biological process: regulation of glucose metabolic process; protein phosphorylation. Gene Ontology annotation, molecular function: pyruvate dehydrogenase (acetyl-transferring) kinase activity. The transcript is spliced from 2 exons. Bases 1 to 1320 code for a protein of 439 amino acids. NCBI's taxonomy places the organism in Eukaryota, Fungi, Mucoromycota, Mucoromycetes, Mucorales, Radiomycetaceae. The record is from RefSeq and is a predicted model, not a curated record. Gene Ontology annotation, cellular component: mitochondrion.